AUGGGUCGCACGAAGCACGCGGUGGCGGCGACGGCGGCGACGACGGAGACGAAGAAGCGGCUCCGCUUCGAGCUCUCCCCGCGCUGGAGGCCGCCGCCGGCGCUGCGCCAGGUACCGCCGGAGCCGCAGCCGGAGAAGAAGAAGAAGCGGGCGUACCGGUUCCGGCCGGGCACGGUAGCGCUGCGGGAGGUCAGGAAGUACCAGAAGUCCACCGGGCCGCUCAUCCCCUUCGCGCCCUUCGUCCGCCUGGUUAAGGAGAUCACCGACGACUUGACGAAGGGCGAGAUGAACCACUGGACUCCUCAGGCGCUCUUCUCGUUGCAGGAGUUGAUACAUCUGUUUAGCACCAUGAUUGUUCUUUGGUGGCUGGAUUUAUCUGUAUCCACUAUCCAGUACAACGACACAAGUGCUUUUAUAGAACUAUACAAGAUUGCUAGUGCAUGGCUGCAGAGUAUCACAUAG
Triticum turgidum subsp. durum (durum wheat) is the source of this 462-nucleotide messenger RNA. The record is from the annotation of a GenBank genome assembly. NCBI's taxonomy places the organism in Eukaryota, Viridiplantae, Streptophyta, Magnoliopsida, Poales, Poaceae.